AUGCCAGAGCAAAUCUCACAAACAAUGCCCACAUCAUUAUCCAUAUUUACUGACUCAUUUUAUCCAGAAAAUAAGCUAUCUUUAUCGCUAUCAAACCCUUCAUUAUACGAUGCCGUGAUCGAGUGUGAGCCGCGAAGUUUAAUUUCACCGGCAAAUCUCGAGAGAUUAUUGAGCUUUUUCCAAGACUUCAAUGCAUCCCACGCAGCUUCUUACUUAACAGCGAUUUCUUCUUCAUCUUGCUCAUUUCGUCAAUAUUUCGAGACUUUAGAGGACAUGCAGAAAGGAAGUGUUGUUAAGAUUAUAAUGAAAGCAUUUACAGACCGCGGCGUCGAUCCUUCAACAAUUGUAAACUAUUUGGAUCAGCCGAAUCUAAAGUCUCUUGAUAAAGAUGGAUGCUCUAUGCUGAUAUCUUUCCUUUCAUUGAUAUCAGCAAACCAGAAAAUCGAUGCUUAUCCGUUCGUGAUUCCAUGGAAUAAUACAAGAUCACAAUUAGACUUCCUCAUGUAUAUAGCAACAUCACAAACAAACAUAACAUUCGGAAGCAAGUGCAGAAUGAUUCCUCAAGAAAUAUUAAGCCAUAUAAAUUACGAUAUUUCUACAAUUUCAAACGGUUGUUGGAUCUGCAUUGAUUUUGUUGAGAGAUUCGUAGAGCUUGCAAGGAUAUACCCCAAGGAUGUCGUACCAUUUUUCCAAUCCUGCAUUCAUAAAUUCAGUCAUGUGAUUUUAUUUGCAAUUUCUCAAGUGAAAGAACAGCAAUCUAAGGAAUAUAUUGAUUUUGUGAACUAUAUAUUCAACAUUGUACUGUAUUCGCAGCUAGGAAGUCGUGAUUAUUUCGAAGAAUUAUGGAAACACUCAUCAAAUUUCUGCAUGAGAGCUAUUUUCUUAUUCUCAAAGAGUUCUCUGCAGAAGCUAACCAAGAUUGCUGAAAUAUUCUCUUCACAUCUUAAGGAAUUGUUGGAUUCUGAUAAUCUUGAAUUUUCUCUUGACCUCGCCUUCAAUGUUACGAUCAAGGAUUCAAUAAAUAUGGAAGAAUUCAUCGAUUCUAUCGUAUCCAAGAACGGCCAGGAUAUUCUAAUUUCAUUCCUUCAGCUUGUAAAAACAAGAGCUUUGGAAAGUCAUCCUACAUCAAUGCAAGUCUUCAUUUCUACACUAAACGCAAUAUUUAAAUGGCUUUCCAACCAUUUUAAGACACUAAAUCUCGAGACACAACUAAUUGCAAAUUCAUUGUACUCAAUUUGUGAAAAUAUCGGUAACGGACUACAGCAAUUCAACUUUGUGGACUCAUUGCCACCUGUAAAUCCAUCCGAUAUCAAGCUUGCUUCGUCAGAAUAUUUCAAACAAUACUUUGAUGGCAAAACAACACUCAACAAGUUCCUUUUGAUAUUACAUCACCUCAAAGCAGUCAAUAACCAACUUUUUGAGGACAUGAUCCAUUAUCCAAUCCUUGAAUUAAAUUAUAUCUCAAAUAAUGACAUAAAAUUUGCCACAAAGAUGGGCCAACUUGUCGGAAACAUGAUCUUAGAGAACUUAUAUGGCGAAUCAGACCUCUCAGCCAUCUUCGCGACCUUCCACAAAACGUAUUCAGAAGAUUCCGACCAACCACUUAUAAUUUUCACUUCAUCUGCCCUAUCCAUCUGUUAUUCCAAGCUUACACGUAUUCCUAUUUACGUGUUUAACCUUCUUAAACAGCCAAGUUUCAAGCAAAGAGAGCCAAUUUUGUAUCAAAACAUAAAGAAGAUUUCUAUGUCACUUUCCGCACCGAUACAACUUUCCCAAACCACGAAAUUGAACAUCCAUCCUAAGAUUCGUAGGUUUGAGAAGCUCCAGCAGCCUCCACCACGUCUUCGGAGGAAUUUGCAGAACCUAAAUAACGACAGUCAAAUGCUUCAUCCUACAAUCCAAGCAUUUACAGGUUAUUUAGAUUGGUUAGCACUUCAUUUAGUAGAAGACAUUGAAGAUCAUCCAUGUUUGUUACAGACAUUCCUUCCAUCAAUAAUAGAAGACAGAGAAUUCACCGAAAUAAUGAUACAAGCAGCUUCAUAUGAAGUCUACAAUUUAGUAGAAAAAUCAGAUGAAAUUGCAACAUACGAAGGUGGAUUUAAACGCAGGAGAUUAUCAAUUUUAGGAAGAUUAAUUGGUAAUUUAACAUUCGCAUUGAACAGACCAAUACUUUCCAAAUACAUUGAUAUCAAGAGAUUGUUAUUAUAUUCUUUAGCACAUGGAAAAUUAUUUGGUGUUUUACCAUUUGUUGCUGCAGUUUUAAGAUGUGCAACAUCAUUCUUUGAACCACCAAAUCCAUACAUGAGUGCUAUUUUGCAAGUAUUGGCUUCUAUCAACUCAAUUGAUUUGUUAAAAUUGAGUAUAAAGAAUCAAAUUACUUUGAUUAUGAAUCAUUUCAAAGUAACAAGUUCCCAAUUCAUGAUUAUUCCUUUGAUACCAAAUAUCAAUGAGGAUAAUUUCGAUUUCAUCACGAAACCUUUCUCUUUGUUGUAUUUCUCCAACCAAGCCGAUAUCGACAAAAUUAUUUCAUUUGAAGAUUCCGCUUUUUACACUUUGACGAGUCAGCAUUUCAUUAUUCCAGAAUACGAAGGAGAAAACGCAGAAGAGAAACAGAGUAAGUUCAGAAACGCUUUAACUAAUGCGACAUUGAGUUUCUUGAAGACAGAAGGAAAGAAUUUGUCUCAAGUCGCAAGUUCUACAGCUUCUGAAUUAAUUCUAAAAGAUUUUGUACUUUGCAACAACAUGAAUUUGAUUUACCAAACAGCGGAGACAUUAACGAAACAAUUAAGUGCAAGCCUUGUUAUGUUUACUGUUUUCCAGAAACAGCAGAUCUAUUUGCACCAUAAUGUUAUGCACGACAUCGACCAGAAAGACAGCGAAUGGGCAUUGCAAGGUGUACAAGCAAAUCAUAAUUUCAUUGGCCAAUUAUUAAAAGACGUUGUUUAUUUGAAAGCCUGGAAAAUUGUUCAGCAAAAGAUAGAGAAUUUCGAACAGCAGAAGAAAGAAAACAGUCAUAACCAGAGACAUCAAGAUCUUAUACCAUUAAGUAUCCAACAUUUAGUUCCUCCUUCAAUUCUUCCAACAGAACAAGGUUUGUUGCCACAACAUAAUUUCAUUUACCAGGAUUUGGCAGAACUCGCUUUGAAUCCAUCCCAAAUCCAGAUCAUCGACAAAACUGCGGAUAGCAAGAGUAAGUCAUAUGAAGCGUACGAAAGUUACUUCCAAUGGGUAGCAAAGAGGAUUUCCAGUGAAACUAAUGCAACAGAUUUGAAUGACCAAAUAAAUUCUUUGUUACAAUUAGUUUCAGAAAAAAUUCCUGACGUUGGACCAAAUUUCGAGAGUUUCACAUCAUUAAUAAGAACAAUGAUGAAAUACAUGUACAAGAAUAACCAUAGAAUUAAUGAUACUGUUUUCUCUCGAAUCCUUGAACAAAUUGUCGGCAAAGCUCCUCCUGAAUACGUCACAAGAAUGCAGCCAUUGAUUGUUUCUUGGUUAAGAAACUUCAUUCCAAGUAUACAACUGCUUUGUGAGUUCUUGAGGACAGGGUUGCUCACAACGAAACAACUCGACAAGUUCUUCUUCGAUUCGUUAAAUAGACAACCAUUUAAUGGUCGUUUGUAUAUGUUUGCUGUCAGAUUUUUACAUCAAACAUUGAUCGAAAAACCAACACUUAAACCGAGUGAUAUGAUUGACUCUUUGUCAUUUGUUGUAACCACACCAAACAUUUUGAUUGAGUCCAUCACAACACAGACACAACAGUUGCCAAUUGAUGAACUCCAGAAAGUUUUGGAUACAAUGGAUGUUCCUUUGAAUGUUUUGAGUACAAACUCGAAAUUACAGAGUGUAUCAAUAUUCGAUCCAUUGGAAGAACUCCAGGACUUAGAGAAGAUACAGUUAUUACUAAUGGAAUGGAAAGAAAUCGCUGAUGAUGACAGUGUAGACAAAAUAAUGGAAUGUUUGGAAUACGGAAAGAAUUUCUUUGUUUAUCUUUUCUUUUCUGAAUCAGAAGAAACAAUUUCCAAAUUCAUUUCAUUAGUUCACAAGGCAAAAUUAUUAGAUGCAUCGUUCUCUCAUAUCCUGGAAUCCUUGGAACUUGUAAUACAAGGAAAUUCUCACGUAAUAUCUUUCGAUUUUAGAAAAUAUUACGAUAUUUUAAUAAGACUCAUAACUUUUUAUGCAAACAACACAAAACUUCUAAUUAUUGCCAGUUUGCUGCAUAACUUAAGGCCAUUGAACGCACCAACAUUCACACCAGACUGGGCACAAUUAAUUACUCACAACCAUUUCGUUUCUUAUUUGAUACAAAAUUAUCCAGAAGUUAUGAAAUUAUUGUUAGAAGAUUAUACAUUUGCUGUCACUUAUUUGCAAGGAGCACAUGCAAAAGAUGCAUUCGAAGUGUACUAUAAGUCAUUACUUCGCUUCAUCUUGAUAUUAUUUCAUGAUUUCCCUGAUUUCAUGUAUGAUAUUUCCCUUGAAGUUUGCUCGAUGUUUGGUUCACAUUUUACACAACUAAGAAACAUUUUCUUAAGUGUUUCUCCUAAAGGAAAAUUACCUCCAAUCACUGAACAGUUUACUGAUGAUAGCUUUACUAAAUUGAAACAAGUAACACCUAAACUAAUCAGUGAAUUAUCAUUUGAUGAAAUACAAAAUGAAGAAACAAUGAAGAAAUUUGUUUCUCAAGUUGAAAAAAGGAGUGGAACAACAGCUUUGCAUUCUUUCAUUGUCUAUUUGAUUAACAAGACUGAAUGCAAGGAUAUCAACAAGAUGUUAGACUUAUUAGUUGAUAACAGUACUCCUGAAACAAUGAUAAAUGUUUUACAUGUUUUAUUCGACCAAUUAAGAAAUCCAGGAAGAAUAACAAAUGUUUUCAUGAAAUACAUAAUUAAUUUGAUGAAGAAGCCGAAGAUUGAUGAAUUGAUUGUCACAUUGGCAAUCGAAAGAUUCUCUACACCAUCUCCACAGCCAUGGGGAUUGCGUUGCUUCAUCAACCACAUCAUCACUGACAAAGAAAUUAAUCUAUCAAACAAAAAAUUCGUUAGUGAUUCAACGGAAGUGCAACAGUUUAUUGAAGUUAUCAAGAAAUCUGUUGCACAACAAUGA
Trichomonas vaginalis G3 is the source of this 5100-nucleotide messenger RNA. Its product is annotated as nuclear-transcribed mRNA catabolic process, deadenylation-dependent decay. NCBI's taxonomy places the organism in Eukaryota, Parabasalia, Trichomonadida, Trichomonadidae. Gene Ontology annotation, molecular function: molecular adaptor activity. Gene Ontology annotation, biological process: nuclear-transcribed mRNA catabolic process, deadenylation-dependent decay. The coding region runs from base 1 to 5100 and encodes 1699 amino acids. The record is from RefSeq and is a predicted model, not a curated record. The transcript has a single exon. Gene Ontology annotation, cellular component: CCR4-NOT core complex; P-body.